This is a messenger RNA of Elaeis guineensis (African oil palm), 1036 nucleotides long. RefSeq lists its product as uncharacterized. The record is from RefSeq and is a predicted model, not a curated record. Gene Ontology annotation, cellular component: membrane. Gene Ontology annotation, biological process: protein ubiquitination. NCBI's taxonomy places the organism in Eukaryota, Viridiplantae, Streptophyta, Magnoliopsida, Arecales, Arecaceae. Gene Ontology annotation, molecular function: ubiquitin-protein transferase activity; zinc ion binding.
GAGAGAGAGAGAGAGAGAGGGAGAGAGAUGGAACUCAGAGAAAGAGAAGAAGUUAGAUUGCUUAUAGAUGAUGGGAGGAUGGCAUCCUCUUGUUCCCCUACUUCUAUUAUUCCUUCUCCUUUUUCUUCCAUACGUCUGUGUAGAAUCUGUCAUGAAGAGGAGGAAGAGAGCUCCACAAGCAUGGAAUCUCCUUGCGCUUGUUCUGGGACUUUGAAGUUUGCUCACAGGGAAUGCAUACAGAGGUGGUGUGAUGAGAAAGGGAGCACUAUUUGUGAGAUUUGUCUUCAGACAUUUGAACCUGGUUACACUGUGCCACCCAAGAAGGCAUUGGUUGAGGUCCCUGUUACAAUCAGAGGAAGCUUGGAGGUCCCUAGGCUAAAUUAUGAUCCUGAAAACCCAGCAUUAAUCAGCACAGAUGAUGGGGUCAACUUAGAUUAUCCUGAGUGCUCCUUGGCAUCCCGAAGAAGCGCUUCUUGGUGUCGAUCUAUGGCUCUAGCGUUCACAAUCAUGUUAUUGAUCAAACAUCUCAUCGCGGUGCUAGCAGUUGGAGCUGAUCACUAUGCAUUUACUCUCCUCACUGUGUUUGUACUGAGGGCGAGUGGAAUCUUGUUGCCCUGCUAUUUCGUUAUGCGGAUGAUCUCAGCGAUCCAGCAUGGCCAGCGGCAGUAUCAGUUAGAGCAGCUCCAACUCCAUGGGAGAAGUUAUUCACCUACCCAUGGUGUGGAAGAUGAGGAGUCGCAGUAACAUAAAGUUCAUACACAUUUAUAAACCUAAAGGUUCAUAAUUGUAAAGAAGAACAAAUUCCAAAGUAUAUAUAUAUAUAUAUUAAUUGUUUUCCAGUUUCUUGAUGCGUUUGAUCAAAGAAAUCUGGUGGGUUGCCGGUUGCCACCAUUUCAAUUAAAAAAAUAAAAAGGUUCUUUGUAUCUCUUCUUAAAUCCAGGUAGCUAUGUCUGACUUGUCCAUUGUUCAUCAGGGAUUAAGCCAGGAUUAGUGAAAAGCUCCACAACUUUUAUACUAUAGUUUAUGCUUGUGAAAA